Mytilus californianus (California mussel) is the source of this 2560-nucleotide messenger RNA. Its product is annotated as somatostatin receptor type 2-like. The coding region runs from base 209 to 1606 and encodes 465 amino acids. The record is from RefSeq and is a predicted model, not a curated record. The transcript has a single exon. Gene Ontology annotation, molecular function: peptide binding; G protein-coupled opioid receptor activity. NCBI's taxonomy places the organism in Eukaryota, Metazoa, Mollusca, Bivalvia, Mytilida, Mytilidae. Gene Ontology annotation, cellular component: neuron projection; membrane. Gene Ontology annotation, biological process: G protein-coupled receptor signaling pathway.
CUCUCUAGUGGUUACAGAGUAGACAACGAAAACAGCAGUCAGUUCAACAACUUUAUCAUGUUACUAAACUAAUUUUAAUUUGAGUAAACAGUAUUACAUGGUGUUGGGGAUUAUCAAUUGGAUGUAGCUUUCUUAUUCUAAGGUAGGACUUUUUCUUCAACAACAAUAACUGAUUCUAUCCAGUUUUAGCGACCUUGGCUUAUUCUAGAUGGUUGUAAGCAGAGUUUUACAAAACGGAAUGAUGAAUAAUUCUAGCUGCAUUUUUGAUAACCUAACUGACGAAAGCCAUAACAAUUUUACGCUACCGCCAUUUAACGUAGGUAUUUCCGUUUCAUUAGUUACUUGUUAUGGAAUCAUUUGUGCAUGUGGACUCUUUGGAAAUGCGCUUGUUAUGUACGUCAUUCUGCGAUCAUCCAACAUGAAGACUGUUACUAACAUGUACAUUGUCAACUUAGCUAUUUCUGAUUUUAUAUUUCUUAUUAGCAUGCCGUUGCUAAUGACGACAACAUGGUUGCGAUUUUGGCUUUUUGGACCAGCAAUGUGCAAGGUAUACAACAUAAUGUAUUCUAUUAACUUAUUCACGGGUAUUUUCACACUAACCGCCUUAAGUGCCGAUAGAUACCUAGCAGUUUGUCACGCAGUUGCCUCCCAAAGAUUCAGAACACCAAUGAAUUCGAUGUUUGCUAUUUUAGGAAUUUGGGCAAUAUCUGUAUUAGUUAUGUUGCCUAUCAUUUUGUACGCCAAUACAGUUCCAAGCUUUCUGUACAAGGAUAAACUGUCGUGCACUAUUUCUUGGCCAAGAAAUCAGAUAGUUCCACCGGAGAAAGCUUAUACUUGGUAUACAUUUAUGCUUGGAUUCGCAGUACCCGUAUCUUUGGUUUCAAUAUUUUACAUUCUUGUUAUAAUUAGAAUACAGAAUCUUGGCCCUGCAAAUCAGCAAAAAUCAUCAGAACGAAGGAAAAAGUCUAAGAAAGUGACAAAAAUGGUACUAACUGUUAUUUCUGUGUAUGUGAUUUGCUGGUUGCCUUACUGGAUAUUUCAGGUACAUUUAACGUUAAAACAAGGCCCAGAAAAACUAGCGCACUGGAAGAUUCUACUAUUCAAUUUAAUGACUGUAAUGACCUUCGCAAAUAGCAUGCUGAAUCCGAUUCUGUAUGCUUUUCUAAGCGAGCACUUCCGGAAAGGUUUCAGGGAAGCCUUUAAAUGCCAGAUUAAUGCGAGCGGAACGAACAAGUCCAUGAUCGAGGAGCAGAGUAACUUUGACAGAAUAAAAGCUAAGACUAAAAUUAAACAAACGAACUUAGAACUGGAUCCCAAAACUGGAAGUUUAAGUCACAGGGUGUUGACGGAAACCUCAAACGUCGUAAGCGGUAAUGGUUUUACGCCUGAAAGUCCGGUCAACCUUUUAAUGAACAACGAAUCACAUGUUUACGACGGAACGGAGUACGAAGUAAAGGGAAAUAACUCUUCAGAUGAAAAUUCUGUGUUGAUAAAUCAAAGUGUAGAAACAACAGAUUUUAAAAAGACAUUAAUAGCUGAGGACGAAAGUGACGACAAAAACUCUGUUACUUACAUAGAUAAGGAAAGUCAAACGAAAUUACAUUAAAGUUCUUACACGUAGACUUUUUAAGUCAAAAUUUCAUUACAAUAACGUUCUAUUCUCCUACCAAACUAGCACUGUAAUUAGUGGGUUUAUCGUAAAAGUGGGACUAAAAUUAAAUUAAACUUUGAUAUAUUACGUUAAAUUGGCAGUCUCAUUCACCAAUGGUAUAAAAACAGAUAAGUCGGUUAAUCUUUAUAAAGAUUAUCUCAAAGCAUAACGACGUCUCAUCUAGCAGAGUAUUUCUACAGUAAUUGUUCUUAUAUGUUCAUUCUUAGACAAAAUGUAAUUAUCACUUUUUUUUUACUCUGAUGAGAAUUUUGUGUUUGUAUUAACCUUAAAACCAACUGAAAUUGACGCAGUAGAAGGCAUACUAUAUUAUAAAGACAUAAUUUUAUAAAUUUAUAAUUAUAUUUUCAUCUAAAAUAAUGAAAUAAGAGGUAACACAACAAGGUGAAUGGAAAAGGGGGGAGGUUCUGUGACGUAUAGAAAUACGAUAAAUCAGACAAAAUCCAUAAUAUGCAAAGUAAGACUAGUUUAUUUGUUUUAUUUAUAAAUACCUUUGAGAUCAAUGAAAAUUGUGUAAUCCGAUUUCGAAAAUCUUGCAUGAAACGAUAUUGAUAAAAAAAUCUAUCAUAAUGUAUAAAUUUUUGAAAACAAUGUUCCUAAUUCGUUAGUUUUUUAUCUUUAUUUCGUGUACAGAGUAGUGAUCGUAAUUCGUUAUCAAGCAGUGAUAUUCUAAUAAAACAUGUACUUAUUUUCUUUUUUGUUUUUCUCCGUUGAUUUCAAGCCUCUCAUAAGCUUUUCGUUUAUAAUCAAAUAUUGAAAAAGUACACACAGUAGUGAUUUUCUUGACAAAAUAAAUAACGACCUCCCUCCUAGACUUUACAAAAUAUUAUUCUUGGCAAAAGCUGAUUUAUGAAUAACAUUAAGUAUAUAUAUUAAAGUAUAUCCCAGUGA